UGAGCGACCCACGGACACGCACCAUGUCACAGUACUCUGGGAAGAUCACUUUUUACGAGGGGAAGUGCUUCACUGGGAGGAAGCUGGAGGUCAGAGGAGACUGUGACAACUUCCAGGACAGAGGAUUCAUGAACAGGGUGAACUCCAUCCGUGUGGAGAGUGGGGCCUGGAUCUGCUUUGACCACCCGGACUUUAGGGGACAGCAGUACAUCCUGGAGCAUGGAGAGUACCCCGAGUUUCAGCGCUGGAACUCCCACAAUGACCACAUGGGCUCCUGCAAACCCAUUCGCAUGCAUGGGGAGCACUAUCGCAUUGAGAUGUUCGAGGGCUGUAACUUCUCUGGUCAGUGUGUGGAGAUCUGCGACGACUGCCCCUUCCUCCAGAGCCGUGGCUUCUCAAAGAACUGCAUCAACUCUGUGCGCGUCUACGGCGACGGAGCCUGGGUGAUGUAUGAGGAGCCAAACUUCCGUGGGCGCAUGUACAUCGUGGAGCGUGGCUGUUACUGCAGUCAUAACGAGUGGCAAGCCCAGAACCCCAACAUCCAGUCCAUCCGUCGCGUCGUCAACUACUUCUGAGGCCCUGACCCUUCACCUCUGACCCCUCCUGACCCCGCUGACCUCUGAAACAUGUCGCACAAAUAAAACGGACUCCAAAUAUACUACAACUUUUCUAUCAAA
This is a messenger RNA of Periophthalmus magnuspinnatus, 677 nucleotides long. RefSeq names its product gamma-crystallin N-B. Gene Ontology annotation, molecular function: structural constituent of eye lens. The coding region runs from base 24 to 575 and encodes 183 amino acids. The record is from RefSeq and is a predicted model, not a curated record. Gene Ontology annotation, biological process: lens development in camera-type eye; visual perception. NCBI's taxonomy places the organism in Eukaryota, Metazoa, Chordata, Actinopteri, Gobiiformes, Gobiidae. The transcript is spliced from 5 exons.